This is a messenger RNA of Nilaparvata lugens (brown planthopper), 2362 nucleotides long. RefSeq lists its product as uncharacterized. The coding region runs from base 1003 to 2274 and encodes 423 amino acids. The transcript is spliced from 7 exons. NCBI's taxonomy places the organism in Eukaryota, Metazoa, Arthropoda, Insecta, Hemiptera, Delphacidae. The record is from RefSeq and is a predicted model, not a curated record.
CCAUGACUUUGACUAAAGUGAUUGACAUAACAAACGUACCUGCGGCAUUUUCGCCCUUAGAACUCUUUGAAAAAUCAGAACAAUAUCGAGGAAAUGUAUUAUUUUCAAUGCUUUUCAUUGGGGACAAAGACAGAAGAUUCAGUGGAGGGUGUCAAGAACCUGUUGAUGAUAAGAGAAAGCAUUCAGCUUUGAAUGGAAUCCUGGAAAUUUCAGGCCCAAUUCGAAGGCCCGCUCCCACAGUCGCUCAUAGCACAUACAUUGCACGGAGUGUGAGGGUGACCGUUCUUCCUCGGCAGUGUCCAAAUCGGUAGUGUCCAGUGACAGUCGUUAAAAAGUGUUCAAGUGAUUUUGGUCAUGUCAGCAGUACGAUUUAAAGCAAGAUAUAAAGGGUUUCGGUGGGAAGAUGAAAGUGGGUUUAUUUAUAAGCAAAAAAAAAUAUUAAAAAAUGGUUCCAUUUACAUGGUUUGCGUUAAAAAAGAGUGUCCUGGGACUUGCUCUGUUGAAUGCAAUACUGGGGAAUCUAGCGUGGGUGAAUGCUCAAUUAUUCGUAAUCAUUUGCCAGAGAAUGCCUGCAAGAGUGAGACCAACGAAUCAAGAAUUGAGGCUCUUAGGUCUUCAAUUCUUCAAAGGGCAGCAACAGAAAACACGCCGAAUUCAAUCAUCUUCCAGGAAGAAAUCAACAAAGCACCAGUAGAAAUCAGGAAUGCAUUGAAUUUCAAGCGAAUGGAGAGAUCGAUGCAAAGAUUCCAUACUAGAUCAAAUCCCGGGAGCGUUGAGGAUUUCAAUCAAUUUUAAAUUGAAAUAAAGAAAUGGUAUGCAAAAUAUGGGGAAGUAAAUAAUCAACCAUUUCUUCUGGGGAGGUAUGGAGAAGGGAGCGACGAAACCCUGAUCGCAUUGGUUUCUCCUCUGAAAAACAUUCUACAGUCGAGUGAUGAGUGGCACUUGGACGGGACUUUCAAGUGCCGGCCGAAACAGCCGAAAUUUGCUCAACUUUUUGUUGUCAUGGCCUCCGAACACGGACGAGCUUUUCCCAUAGUAUGGGCCCUCAUGAAAACUCGUACCAGCAAUGCGUACAACGUGGUUUUCAAAGCGUUGAAGGACCACAUCCCCGAUCUGUCACCAAAAUAUAUAAUAAGUGACUAUGAAAAGGCAAUACGUGCUGCAGUGAGGCAGAAUCUUCCUAAUUCUAAACACACUGGAUGUUGGUUCCAUUUCUCUCAGGCGAUAGACAGAAAUGCGCGGAGACUAGGAUUACAGCACAACGAAGAAGGCGGCUGUAAUGUCGCCAAAAGAUUGAUGGCAACUGCGCUUCUGCCGCAUGAGGUCAUUCCUCAAGCUGUUCAAGUCAUUGAGCAGCUUGUGGAUUCAACCCCUCCAGCCUACCAGACAAAAGGAGAACGUCUAUUACAAUAUUUCAAGGAUGAAUGGAUCGGAAAAGUGACACCGCACGCUUUCUCCGUGCACGGCCAGAAAAGCAGGACAAACAACUGCCAGGAGUCGAUGAAUAGAAACAUUAAUCGAACCAUCAAGACUCAAGGGAAUACUUGGGACUUUUGGGGGGGAUUAAUUGAAUUAUCGGUCAAAGAAAUAAAUUAUCAUGACCAACUGUCACGAGGAGAGGAAUGCGCGAGACCGAAGAAAAAUAAAUGGCUCCUGCAAGAUUCCAACAUUCAAAAAUUGCAGCGAAAAUUGGCGGAAGAGAGGAUAUCUUUGGCCUCUUUUCUAACGUCAGCUUCCCACCGCAUCGCAACCAUUGUAAUUCCAGUCGUGGACUGGAGUGGUGACAACGCCCAGGACGUCGAGGAUGUGGAUGCGGAGCUAAGCAGCCUUGAUGUCAUCCCAGUUGGAGCUACUGUCGCUGUAGUAGCUACUGCUGCUGUUGUAGCUACUGCUACUGAGGCGGACCCAUAUUCAAAUUAUAGAUGGGAGCCAACCCAAUUGAUCACAGAAACAUUUAUGCCAUUGGAACUGAUAGUUCGACAGAAAGUUGAACUAGAAAGGUCGGUUGGUGCGGCCCAUGUGGAAGAGAGUGAGCUGGCUGGAGAGGGCUGCACAGCCUGCGUCUUGUGCUUAGAGUACAAGGUAACUAGGCUGUGCAAUCCAUGCGGCCAUGCUAAUAUGUGCACGGCAUGCUGCAAUUCAUUUAUUGCACAAGAAUGCCACUAUUCAGUUACAAACUCUGACGGAAGCGUGGAGGUGACCGAUAUCCAGUUACCAUUAACAUGUCCAGUUUGUAGGGCGAUAAUAGGGCAAAUUAUUAGAGUAGUUAUGUAGGUAGUUAGUUAUUUUCUUGGUGUUUCUUUGUAAUAUAAGAGAUUAUUAUUAUUAUUAUUAUUCUGUGUGAUAAAAGAUUGUUUAUAAA